UGUCAAUGCUCUGUAGGGGAAUUGGCGAUAAUGCAGAAUUAAUAAUGUCUCUUAAAAUAUUUAAUUUAUUUAGCGUUUUUAUAAUAUAUUUAGUAAUAUUUACAUCUAAAUGUUAUAGCAAUGAUAUAUUAGGAUGCGGUGGCUUCGUGAAAAGCCAUGCAAGUUUGGACUUCUCCAAAAUUGAAAUCGGCUUGUAUACAAAGGAAGGCAGUUUAAAGGAAAAAACGGAGUGCGCUCCUACAAAUGGAUAUUAUUUCCUGCCCUUAUAUGAAAAGGGCGAAUAUGUUUUAAAGGUACACCCUCCCGCUGGGUGGAGCUUUGAGCCAUCCGAAGUGGAACUCCGGAUAGAUGGUGAAACAGACCAGUGCUCCACUGGUCAGGACAUCAAUUUCGAUUUUAAUGGCUUUGGUAUAACUGGAAGAGUGAUAACAGCGGGACAGAAGCAGGGACCGAGAGGCGUUGAUGUCCAGCUGGUAAAUGAGACAGGAGAUGUCAGAAAAACCGUUACAACUAUUGGUGGUGAUUUUCAUUUUACACCAGUCAUACCAGGGAAAUAUGUUGUAAAAGCCAGUCACUCGAAAUGGAAGCUAGACCCGGCUCAGACAGUGGUGCAAGUAAAGGAAGGUAACACAGCCCUACCAGUGGGAGCUCUGUCUGUGAAGGGCUAUGACGUGACAGGGUCUGUUGUGUCAUUUGGCAGCCCUAUUGGCGGUGUUUAUGUGCUGUUAUACUCAAAAGAGGAGAAUCCAAAGUUCCGAGUAGAAGGCUGUAAAACCGCCCUACUCCAAGGCGUUCCAGAUGCUCCGAUCUGUUACUCGGUCACGGAUUCCUCUGGAGAGUUCCACUUUAACUUGGUACCAGCCGGGCAGUAUCGGCUAUUGGCUCUGAACAAAUCACCUGGUCAAGCUACUCUGACGUAUAGUAUUAAGCCAGAUGCCGUGCCUUUUACUGUACUCCAUGAUAGCUUGUACAUCAAGAAUGCUUUUGAAGUAACAGGCUUCACAUCAUCAGGCCGUGUGGUGCACACAGCUGGUGGCAAGGGUGUGGCCGGAGUGAGAGUACUGCGUAACGGACGUGCCGUCGGUAACAGUGACUCUGAUGGACGCUUCACUCUUACUGGACUCAAGCCUGGCACUUAUACACUUACUUUUGAACAUGAGGAGUGCCAGUGGAACGAGCUGUCGCUAGUGGUGGGUCCCAGCGGGCCCAGCGCGGCGCCCCUGGCGGUGGUGGCGCGCUGGCGGGUGUGCGGCGAGCUGGCGCCGCCCGAGCCGCGCUGGGUGCUGCUGGGCGCCGCCCGGGUGCAGGCCGGCGACGACGGUAAAUGGUGCAUAUUCCUACCUCCCGGAGAGUACGAGGCGAAGGUCGAGGUGACUGAAGAUGAGCAGAGGGAAGGUUUACAGUUCUACCCCGAGCGGCAGGCGGUGGCGGUGGCGGGCGCGCGGCGCGGCGUGUCGUUCGGGCAGGUGCGCGCGCGCCUGGCGGGCCGCGUGCGCUGUGACGUCACGCCGUGCGCCGGCCUGCGCGUGGCGCUGCGCCCGCUGCCGCCCGACGGCGGCUCGCCGGGCGCGCCGCGCUACGCGGACGUCGUCGACGGCGAGUACAGCUUCUCGGAGGUGGUCCCGGGCGGCGUGGAGCUGUCGCUGCCCGAGGAGCGGCUGUGCUGGCGGCAGGCGGCGCACCACGUGGCCGUCACCCAGCGCGCCCACACCGCGCCCGACUUCGUGCUCGCCGGGCUCGCCGUGCUGGUCAGCGCCUCGCACGACCUCGAGCGCGCCCACACCGCGCCCGACUUCGUGCUCGCCGGGCUCGCCGUGCUGGUCAGCGCCUCGCACGACCUCGAGCGCGCCCACACCGCGCCCGACUUCGUGCUCGCCGGGCUCGCCGUGCUGGUCAGCGCCUCGCACGACCUCGAGCGCGCCCACACCGCGCCCGACUUCGUGCUCGCCGGGCUCGCCGUGCUGGUCAGCGCCUCGCACGACCUCGAGGUGGAGUACUUCAACUCAGAUGACAUGGACCAGAUCGAGUACUCGGGCGCGUCGGGCACGUCGGGCACGCUGCGCGUGCCGGCGGGCGACAGCCGCCAGUGCGUGCCGCCGGACACGCGGUACACGCUGCGGCCGCGCGCCUGCCACCGCCUGCGGCCCGAGAGCGUGCUGGUGGAACUGGGCGGGGAGGAUGUACCUAAAGUGAAGUUCGUAGCGAUAGCCCACGCUUCGACUAUAAAGAUAAUUUCCCCCGAAUCGGCGACGGACGUGGUGUUAAAAAUAACCGCAGACGGAAAGACCGAAGACGUGCCUCUACAGGCGACAAAACAAGACGAUGUCUACGUUUACGAGCACACUUUGUAUUUGGCGGAAGGUGCGUCAGCGGAGGUGUCCCCGCAGUCGUCGUCCUUACUGUUUAGUCCGCGCGGACCGCAGCACGUGUUGGGGGGGUCGGAUUGUGCGCACGCGCUCACACUGACUGCGGCGCGCGCGCUGCUGCUGGAUGGCCGGCUGCGACCUGCUGUGGAGGGGGCGCUCGUCACGCUGCGGGGGGGGGACGUAGAGCUAAACUACACGACGACAGCCGACGGUACAUACAGCUUCGGUCCACUGGACGCGGAGGUGCAGUAUACCGUGCGGGCGUCCAAGGACUCGUACUCGUUUGAGGAACCCGACGAAAAUGGUGACAUAGUUGCGCACAAACUGGCUGAGAUCACUGUCAAGUUGAAGGAUAAGGCCGAUAAUUCUCCGUUAGAGGGCGCGCUAGUGUCGGUGUCCGGGGGCUCGUUCCGCCGCAACGUGGCGUCCGGCGAGUCGGGCGAGCUGAAGUUCGGGGCGCUGGCCCCCGCGCAGUACUACGUCAAGCCGCACAUGAAGGAGUACCGCUUCGAGCCUGCGCACGCGCUGGUCACCGUCGAGGACGGCAGGGAACACGCCGUGCUCUUCCGGGGCGUACGUGUGGCGUGGUCGGUGGUGGGGCGGGGCGUGUCGCUGGGCGGGGCGGGCGCGGCGCGCGUCCCCCUGCGGGCGCGGCCCACCACGCCGCACGCCGCGCACUGCGCGCCGCAGGACGCCUCCACCACCGACACCGGGGACUUCAGAAUCCGUGGCUUGUUGCCUGGUUGCGUGUACGUACUAGAAUUAAAGGCGGGUGACCCCGCGACGGCUGGCAGCGUUCUAGCCAAGCAACCGCCACCUUUCGAAGUGAAAGAAAAGGAUAUAGAAAACGUCCAGCUAAUAAUAAUACCAUUCGAGCACAUAACGGACGCGAACGUCUUGAUUAGAACUCCAAAUAUAGAUCAUUACAAGACGCUCAGGCUGACUCUCACAGAAGAUGCAUCUCAAAACCCCAUAUACACCACAAAGCUAGACCCCCUCGGCUUCUCGCAGGUCAACAACCCUGGUCUAAUGUACUACAUGCCGAGGCUUUUACCAGAUAAUAAGACCUACGUGUUGCUGUUAGAGUCAACGCUUUCAAAAGCGACAUAUGUGUACGAGGAGCCUGCGUUUUAUUUCAAGUCGGACGGCAGUUUCAAGUAUUUCAAUAUUGAUUUCGAACCGAAGCUGCGGCCGGCGGCGGAGGAGGCGGGGCGCGCGCCGCUGCUGCUGGCGCUGGGCGCGCCGCUGCUGGCGCUGUUCCUGGCGCGCGCGCGCCUCGCCGCGCUGCUGCGGCCCGAGCGCGGGGAGCGCGGGGAGCGCGGGGAGCGCGGGGAGCGCCGCGCGCGCAGGAACUAG
This is a messenger RNA of Melitaea cinxia (Glanville fritillary), 3722 nucleotides long. Its product is annotated as nodal modulator 1. Lineage: Eukaryota; Metazoa; Arthropoda; Insecta; Lepidoptera; Nymphalidae. Bases 6 to 3722 code for a protein of 1238 amino acids. The transcript has 22 exons. Gene Ontology annotation, cellular component: endoplasmic reticulum membrane. Gene Ontology annotation, molecular function: carbohydrate binding. The record is from RefSeq and is a predicted model, not a curated record.